AUGGAAGUGAUUCCCGAAAGAGCAAAUGUGACGUUUGUGAACCCUCAGUACACGACGAACUUGACGAUAAACAUUCGGCGCUACAGCAGGAGGUCUCGCUACUACAUCAACUUGAUGGGCACCACCAGGCAGAUGUGGAAUAACAACAUUACGGUGGAUAUAGAAAUCAACCAGUACUUGCACAACGAGUACCGGCCCUCGUUCAUAACGCACCAUUAUAAGUUCUGUGACCUUGUAAAUAAGGACCCUUUCAUCGGUGGGGCCAUCAGGAAUGCUGGUGUGGUGUGCCCCUUGCCUGCUGGUUACCACGGUAUAAUGAACAUAACAGCGCCGACGGAGCACUUCCCCAACGUGUUCCCCUUCGAGAAGGGACGCCUCGACUUCGUUGUGUCGCUCACAAACACAAACGAAGUCAUUUGUAAGCUCUACGUCGAAGUUAGAUUCAAACAGAAAUGA
Spodoptera littoralis (African cotton leafworm) is the source of this 456-nucleotide messenger RNA. Lineage: Eukaryota; Metazoa; Arthropoda; Insecta; Lepidoptera; Noctuidae. The record is from the annotation of a GenBank genome assembly.